CGUAAAGCUUGAUCACGUGACUCAGUUACCUGUCAGGUGUGGAGUGGAAGUUUAUAAGUUAGCUGUGAAUGAAUUGUAGUGUACAAAAUGCAUAGUCAAGGAAAUACAAAAAUGUUUCGCUCAUAUCAGAGCGUUUUACCAGCAACCAACAAAUUGUUACAGAUGAAAUGGGACCAAACUUACUACAAAGAACACCGACGAUUGGUAAAGGAGGCGCAGCCCAUGGUGGACACCCGGGCGCCAGCGACCUACAUGCACCUUCACCUUAAACUGAAGAAGCUCCAGCUGGAAGAAGAGAGGCUAGCAACAAUAGAGCGUGACAACCGUAUCCUGCUGGAGAAGAUGUCCUACAUUAUGAGAACACGUGGCCGUGUAGACAACAGAAAUAACUAUGAAUAUAAAAGUUUGAAUCGUGAAAAGAGACAGCGUGAGUUGCUGCGUGUAACGAAGGAGAACCAGUCCAUCUUGAAGCGUAUCAUGCUGCGUCAGCCGGAGUACAGCGCAAAGAAGUGGCAGCGGGAAUGGGAGGAGAAUCAGUCUUUCCUCGACAACAUCUCCCACUUCCCCAAGGACUGGUGGCUGGAAGAUAGAUCCAAGACGAGUCUGACGCUCAACAACAGUAAAACAAGCUUGAAUCGCUCUCGUACAUUUAACAAUGGCGAUCGGCAAAAGACUUUUGCUGAAAAUUCGCCCUACAACAAGCCUCAGCCAGGCGUCUCUCGUGGGGGUACACUCAUUGACAACAACCAGUCCAGGUCCCAGACUGCAGCCAGCCAGAAGAAACGUCCUGUCAGUAAAUCAAACAAGGAUGAGGAGGAGGAGGAAAUGGAGGCCUAGACUGCGCAGGCUGCGUAGGCUGCCCUCAGAUACAUAAACCGACACCUGUAGAAGACAAACCUGACGACAGUCCAAAAGAUCGACCUGAUGAUAACCCGGAAAAUUAAAGAAAUAACUGCCUUAUUUGGUUCACUGUUCAUUCUGCAUUCUGAUUGGACACUAAUUUAUCAAGCUCCAUUGAAUCAAUAUGUGAAAACUAAAUUGUGGAUCAUGCAAUAUUUUAAUGAGUAUUUAAGCUAGGUUGAUGACACUUGAUUAAGUUCUAUAUGGGGAAUAUGUACGUAAAUGUUUUGUUGUUGGGACAAAUAUUGUGGUUUCUAUGGUUACUGGAAUAUUUGGAAAGUUAAUCUGGUUUUUGGAAGGACUCAAAAAGUACUUAGAGGGCCACAUACUGAAUAAUUAUGUACAUAUGGGAUGGUUUUUUUUUGGCAGACAAAAUUGUGUUUGCUAUCAUUACAGAAAAAAUAGAAAAUAAAAUCUGCAUAUAGGUCAAUGUUACUUAUGGAGGUAUUUUUCUAACUCCAACAGCAUUAAGUCAAUAUGGGACAGCAGUUUUUUCUAUGACAAAGAUUUGUCUGUGACAAAGCUCUUGGUUUAAUUGUUGUCUCUCAUAUAUAAUUAUCUAUAUAUUUGAUCAUUUUAUACAACCGAGGUUCAAUUUGGAAUUGGAUUGGUCAGGUGGUAUACAAAUGUGACUGUUUUCAGUUUGACAUGCUAUCUAUAGAGGCUAGAGGAUCUUAGGGAAUAUACAAGCAACAAAAAUCUCUUUAUUGUCUGUGAUUAAUAAGAUUGUGAUCGUUUUUUUAACAUAAUUUUAUUCAAUUGUUUAUUGUUAGGGCAUAUUUUUUUAAACAUGUUGUGCAUAAUUAACAUUUGUACGUACACAUAUUAACAUCAGUAUUAUAAACAUGGAAGAAUGUGAACAAAAGUGUGUAAAUAAGAUUAUGUUUAUAUUCCUAUAAUGAGUUAAUAACCUUUAGAUGCAUGACUGUUAAACAGAUCUGACCAUAAAAAAAAAAAAAUCUAUAUUGGGAGUAAUGCAUUUAAGGGUUUUCGAAAAUAAAUAAAUUGAUAUCUAAAAUGCAUAGACUCCAGGGGACCGUUUCAAUAAACAUCGCAGUACACAUUUACGAUAAAAAUCAUUUUUCAAAUGUGCAUAAUUGCUUAAGUCCAUAUCGUUUGAUUAUAAAUUUUCAUUACUUUAUUAAUUUUCAUUGGCAUCUAUAACGACGUAUACUUUUGAUGAACAUAGCGAGUUAUCUCGUCUACUUAUUUCAAAAUUCUUUUGUAAGUUAAAAUUGUCGUACGAUUGUUUAUGAAACGGACCCCUGUUUUAUAAUAAUAUUAUGGGAAGCCACAUUUUGAGAAAACCAAAGAAUGUUUUUAUAGAGAUGUUUUUCAGUAUUAUAGCAAAGUAUUGUUUUGAUUUCAAAAUGUGUACUGUUAUUGUUCAGUGAGCAAAACUUGUUGUAGAUUUCAUUUAAGAUUUGUAGAAAUAUAUAGAUGAAAUUUAGGUGCUAGACUUUGUAGUACUUUCAGCUUUGAUAUCUAGCAAGCUAAUACCCAGUAAACAUGCUCACAAACUACACUAAGGCCAGCUUAUUGCUGCAUGUUUAAAAUAAACAUUCAAUUGUUAAAUUGAUAUGUGGUCUAGAAUCACAAGACAAUUUUGAAAUGAAAUUAAUGUUUAAUCUAAUCAAUGUCAGUUAAAGCUUUUUAAGGGUCUUGUUCACAAAUUUUGGUUCCAUUUUUAAACUUAAUCGUAAACUGCCACAACUUAAAAGAUUGAACAGAAUUUAAGAAAUUUAGUAUCAACAAAAAUCUUUGAAAAUGUUAACUUAAGCAGGAUUGGAUCAUUGUUGUCUGGAUUAAAAAAAAUCCACUUUAACCUCUAGACCAUCUUAAAAGAAAUAAUUUAAAAAUUCAUGGAUACAUAAAAGUAUAUAUGCAACCCACCUGGUGACACAAAUGGUUAAGAAAAAUACAGAACAGUUAAUUAAAUUAUUAAAUUGUUUUUUGUUUGUUAUUUGCUUACUAAUUUUUCCAAUUUCCAGCGAUAUUUACUCAUGAACGCACUAUUUUUUAGGUAUAAUUAUGUUUAUGUCAAUGUUGUUAUUUUGUUCUUUUUAAACGCUGUUCUUUAAUUUUUAGAUAUAUGAUAAAAAUUGUGAAAAAAUUGUCAAUUCGCAAAUCUGUGAACAGGUUCCUUUAAUAUUGUGUUUUUAUAGCUAGAAUCUAAUGAUUUUGAUCAGAGACCACUGAUGUUAACUAGAAUCCACUGAUGUAAACUAGAAUCCAUCAAUGUUAACUAGAACCCACCAAUGUUAACUAGAAUCCACUGAUGUUUACUAGAAUGCGCUGAUGUAUUUCCUACAUAUUUUUCUCACAUCUUUUCAUAUUAGUUUUACGAAAUAUGAUCAUGUUUGAAAUUACUAAUGAAUCAUAUAUAGUUAAAUAGUUUUAUGUAUAUACAUGACUGUAUUUUGUACUGAUGAAUUUAUUGAAUUGAUAUUUUAAUGUUUUGUAUAUAAUUUGUAUAUCUACACUGUUUUAUUAAUUUUGAACAAACUGAAACACCCUUGAACGAUCUGAACUCAUUUCUGUGAUGUUGCAACUGUUGAACUCAUGUUUUCUGACUUUACUGUGUGACUGCUAUAUUGUGUACCACUGUUUUCUAAUAAACUUCAUAAGUU
Molecule: messenger RNA, 3530 nt
Organism: Dreissena polymorpha
Lineage: Eukaryota; Metazoa; Mollusca; Bivalvia; Myida; Dreissenidae
Product: sperm axonemal maintenance protein CFAP97D1-like
Exons: 8
Coding region: 88-837 (249 amino acids)
Source: RefSeq, a predicted model, not a curated record